Molecule: messenger RNA, 1092 nt
Organism: Rotaria sordida
Lineage: Eukaryota; Metazoa; Rotifera; Eurotatoria; Philodinida; Philodinidae
Source: the annotation of a GenBank genome assembly
AUGACACAACAAAAAAUUGAUGAUCUAUUUUCUCUAUCAUCAUCAUCAUCGACUCGUUCAAGUAAACGUUCUCGUAUAAAUCAAAUAAUACCUAGAAAUAAUCGUGAUGAAUUUGAUGAUUUAUUUGAAACAAAUACUCCAACAAAACGUCGAUGUACAAAUAAUAAUAAUAAACAAUUAACAGAUGUUUUUGAUUUUAAUGAACCAUCAACAUCAACAACUAGUACAAUAAAAAAAAAUGAUAAUAAAAAUUUAAUAGAAUCACGUAAAAUUAAACGUAAUAUUAUUGAUGUUGAUAAUGAAAAUAAAGCUAUAGAUGAAUUAUUUAAUAAUGAUACACGAAAAAAAAUUCGUCGUCAAAUAAAACAUGAAGAAUCAACUGAUUUAUUAGAUAUGUUUAAAACUAAAACAACUACAAAUAUUUCUCAAACAAUAUCAUCAAAUAUUGAUGAUUUUAAAAUACCAAUUCAUUCAAAAAAUUUAAUAACACAAAAAAAGAAAAUUAAAAUGUUUUUUGAUGAUAGUGAUCUUAUAUCAUUACGUGAACAAGUUAAACAACAAAAUGAUAUUAAAGAUUAUGUUCAAGUCAAACCUGUAUUGGUUACCGGUGGAGAAUGGUUAUCAAAAGAAACUGAGACAAAAACGACAUGUAAAACUAUCGAACCAUCGAAUAAUCCAACUACUAGUAACGAUAUUCCGGAUGAUCAACGUAAUCUAAUGCAUAUACAAUAUGUUCCACUUAUUAUGGAUGAUCAAUAUGGUUCUAGUAAUAAAAAAUCGAAAAAUUCGAAAAAUAAAACUGUAAUAGAGAAAUCAAAUAAAAAAAUUCUUGAUGGAAAAUCAUUUCAUAAACAACUUGUUCUAUCUGAUUCAACAAUUGUACGAAAAGAAAAUCUUCAAAGUUGUUAUAAUGCACUUCUCGAAGAUCUUAAUAAACCACGUAUACCAUCUACAUCAUCAUCAUCAUCAAAUAAACAAAAAAAAUCUACAACAUCAAAAAAUUCUCAUAAUAAUGAAAUUAUUCUAAGUGAUGAAGAACAAAUAGAUAAUAUUGAUUUUUUUGAUUUACCAACACGAAAAAAGAAAUUUUGA